ACAGGUGUCACCACUUGAACACAACAACUCAAAAUUGAUCACACUUGUGGCUAAUGAUGUGAGGGAACAUAUAAGCCAGUUCAGAGAGCACUGGUUUGUGAGGCCCUACAAUGGAUAGAAAUCUGAGAGGAAGAGUUCGUGUGAGAGGAGGUCGAGGUGGUCAGCGAAGACAAAGAACAGUAAUAUCUGAUGAAAUCAGAGCUACUGUGAUUGACCAUGUUCUUGUCCAUGGUAUGAGCAUGAGGGAGGCUGGACAAAGGGUACAACCAAACAUCAGUAGAUUCACUGUGUCCACCAUAAUCCGAAGAUUUAGAGAAGAGAACAGAAUUGAAAGACUGCCACAUGGGGGUGGGAGGACAGGUAUGUUCUCCCCACACCAAGAGACCCUAAUUGUUAUGGUCCGUGAGAACAAUGCAAUUAAACUGAGUGAAAUUCAGCAGAAGAUCAUUGAGGACCAUGUAAAUUUUGAGGGUAUCAACAGUGUCAGCCUCUCUACUGUUGAUCGUGUCCUCAAGCGCAACAGACUGCGCAUGAAACAGCUAUACAGAGUGCCCUUUGAUCGCAACUCAGACAGAGUCAAAAAGCAAAGAUUCCAGUAUGUACAGCGUGGUGGCAUUGUCACAUUAUGUGCUGCCAUCAGCAAUCAUGGGGUUGUCCACCAUCAUGCCAACCUGAGGCCCUACAACACUCACCAGCUCCUCAUUUUCCUCAAUCACAUGCGAGAUGCUCUGUUAGGGCAGCAGGAUGAGCAUCCCAUCUAUGUUGUUGUUUGGGACAAUUUUAGAGAAAAGGAGAGCAGCUUUCAAGAAAUGUCUUAG
Sander lucioperca (pikeperch) is the source of this 818-nucleotide messenger RNA. RefSeq lists its product as uncharacterized. The record is from RefSeq and is a predicted model, not a curated record. The transcript is spliced from 4 exons. NCBI's taxonomy places the organism in Eukaryota, Metazoa, Chordata, Actinopteri, Perciformes, Percidae. Bases 111 to 818 code for a protein of 235 amino acids.